UGCUGACGUGAAAAAUGGGGUCAGAACUUAAUCUGAAGUCUGUUUAACAUCAAGCAAAAUUUGCUCACAGAACGAAGUAUCAGUUACAAAAUGAGUCCGGUUCAUAUUCUCCUAAUCCUCAGUCUUUCCGAGUUCGCAAACUCUAUCACUCGAAAUUAUUAUAUCGCAGUCAAAGAAGAAACAUGGGAUUACGCACCCAGCGGCACAAACAUCCUUACAAACCAGGAUCUGGAACGGGAUGAGAAUGCAGCAGUAUUUCUUACGGGGAGCAAAAACAGGAUUGGACGUUUGUACAAAAAGGCCAUCUAUAAACAGUUUACCGAUGGAACUUACUCAAUCGAGGUUCCUAAACCUGACUGGCUUGGAUUUCUUGGCCCACUGCUAAGGGCAGAGGUGGAAGAUUUGAUUGUUAUUCACUUCAAAAACUUUGCAUCACGUCCCUAUUCUCUGCAUCCUCAUGGAGUCUUCUACAAGAAAGAUUCGGAAGGUGCUUUUUAUCCUGAUCGAACAUCAGGUAAACAUAAGGUGGAUGAUGCUGUUCCACCAGGAGGAAGCCACAUCUAUACAUGGAUAGUCAAGGAAGAGUAUGCACCUACAGAUGCUGACCCACCCUGUUUAACUUGGAUUUACCAUUCCCAUGUAGAUGCUCCAAAGGAUAUUUCCUCAGGUUUGAUCGGAGGACUGUUAACAUGUAAGAAAGGAAUUUUGGAUGAUGUGACACUGAACCGUAAAGAUGUUGACCAGGAUUUUGUCAUGAUGUUCAGCAUUGUGGAUGAAAAUCUGAGUUGGUAUUUAGAUGAUAAUAUAAAUGAGUACUGCGAUCUGCCAGCUGCAGUUGACAAAGAUGAUGAAGCUUUUCAGGAAAGCAAUAAAAUGCAUUCUAUCAACGGUUUUCUUUUUGGAAAUCUACCUGGGCUGAACAUGUGCCAUGGCCAGUCUAUUUCCUGGCACUUGUUUUCAAUAGGAAAUGAAGUUGAUAUUCAUUCAGCAUACUUUCAUGGCCAGACUCUCAUUAACAAAGGUCAUAAAGUGGAUGUCAUUAGUCUUUUUCCAGCUACAUUUGUCACAGUACAAAUGGUUUCCAGAAAUGUUGGAAAAUGGUUGUUAAGCUGCGAAGUGAAUGACCAUAUUAAGGCUGGCAUGCAGGCAUUGUUUGUUGUGCAGGAAUGUGGACACAACUAUUCAGAAACUACACUUACUGGUAAAGAGAGAAAGUACUUUAUUGCAGCUGAAAUGGAGCGGUGGAAAUAUGGUCCGACAAAUAAGAAUUUAUUCAACGGUCAGCCACUAGAUACAGAAGGAAGUGAUUCUGAGAUUUUCUUCAAGAGAAGUACUGAUAAAAUAGGAGGAGAAUACUGGAAAGUUCGUUACGUUGAAUAUAUUGAUGAAACCUUUAGCACUAGAAAAGAUCGAUUACAAGUGGAAGAACAUCUAGGAAUACUUGGCCCAGUAAUUAAAGCCGAAGUUGGAGACACGAUUUUUGUUACAUUUGUGAAUAAUGCAGACCGUGCCUACAGCAUUCAACCACAUGGUGUCCAUUUUACAAAGGUGUUUGAUGGAGUGAGCUACGUUGAUGGUUUUGAGAAAAAUGGUUCCCAUGUAGAGCCUGGCACAUCCUUCACGUACAAGUGGACAGUACCUGACCAUGUUGGACCUGCAGUGAACGAUCCGUCCUGCCUAACUUGGAUGUACUAUUCUGCCACCAAUCCAGUUGAGGACACCAAUUCAGGCCUUGUUGGACCACUGAUUGUAUGCAGACAGAAUACACUAAAUCCAGAUGGUUCACAGAAAGACAUAGAAAAGGAGUUUUACUUGCUGUAUACAGUUUUUGAUGAAAAUCUUAGCUGGUAUUUUUCAAAGAAUUUGGAGACAUUCGUUCAAAAUGCUUCCAACAUCGAUCAGGAGGAUGAAGAAUUUCAAGAAUCAAAUAAAAUGCACGCCAUCAAUGGCUACAUGUUUGGUAACUUGCCUGGACUAGAAAUGUGCAAGGGUGACAAUGUUUCAUGGCAUUUGAUUGGACUUGGCACUGAAAUCGACAUGCAUGGAAUCUAUUUUCAAGGCAACACAGUACAAUUCAGGGGGACCACCCAUGAUGUAUUCAGUGUGUUUCCUCAUACUUCUGCAACAGUCUUCAUGCAGCCUGACGAUAUUGGUACUUUUAAGGUCAUCUGCCGAACAGCUGAUCACUAUUUGGGUGGAAUGAAACAAAUGUAUCAUGUUAAAAACUGCAAUAAAAGUGUCCCAGACCAGGUUUAUGAAACAAUUCGAACAUACUACAUUGCUGCAGUGGAACUUGAGUGGGACUAUUGUCCUGACAGGAGCUGGGAGCUGGAAAGACACAAUGCAACGAAAGAAGAAAGUUUUGGCCAUGUGUUUGUUGGUACAGGGCAAGGUAAAAUUGGGUCCAGGUACAAAAAGGUUGUUUAUAGGGAGUUUACAGAUGGAACGUUCACCACACAGAAAGUAAGGCUGCCAGAAGAACAGCACUUGGAAAUACUCGGUCCAAUCAUUCGAGCAGAGAUUGGUGACAGUAUCAUGGUUAUAUUUAAGAAUUUAGCUUCCUUUCCUUACUCUAUCCAUCCACAUGGUGCAGAAGAGGUAAACAGUGGUAAACAUCUCAAAGUACCAGUUACCAAGCCAGGUCAAGUCAAGAUCUAUAGAUGGAAUGUUCCAGAAAGAUCAGGACCUGGUAUUGGAGACUCAAAUUGUAUCACCUGGAUUUAUUAUUCUGCAGUACGAUUUGUGAAGGAUCUAUACAGUGGUUUGGUUGGCCCUCUGGUAACCUGCCGUAAAGGAGUACUCACAAAGAAUGGCAUGAGGAAAGAUGUUGAUCGGGAAUUUGCUUUAUUGUUCAUGGUAUAUGAUGAAAAUGAAUCCUGGUACUUGGAUAACAAUAUCAUCACUUACCUCCAUGUGGACCCAACUAAAUUGAAGAAAACAGAUGAAUUUGUGGACAGCAAUAAAAUACAUGCAAUCAAUGGGAAGAUCUAUGGAAAUCUUCAUGGACUGACAAUGGUUAAAGGAGAGAAGGUUGAUUGGUAUUUGUUGGGUAUGGGAAAUGAAGUAGACAUGCACACUGUUCAUUUCCAUGCCCAGAGUUUUACCUAUAGGAUGGAUAACGAUUACCGAGCCGAUGUGUAUGAUUUAUUCCCUGGAACAUUCCAGACUAUAGAAAUGAUUGCAUCGAACCCGGGUAUUUGGCUGUUGCAUUGUCAUGUGGCUGAUCAUAUUCAUGCGGGCAUGGAAACCGUUUAUACUAUCCUGAAUCAUACAGACUAUGGAAGGACUACUUUGGAAAGUCAAUUUACAAUUGCUACAAUGAAAGGUACCCAGAUUAGUUGCUUCUCCCCAAGUUCUUUUUCUUGGCGACAAGCAGCUUAUGUUGAUGCCUACUGCUGGGCUUCGCUGCAUCGACCUUUACCAAAGCAUGAUGCAGAAAGAAUACCACUGUGGCUUCAUAAGGUGUUUCCAUAUGUUCUCCUGCUUGGAGCAAUCCUUAUGUAUAUUCCAGCCUUAUUUUGGCAGUUCACUGCAGCACCUCAGCUUUACGGAGAAUUGAAUUUUAUAAUAGAAGAGCUUGAUAAGGCUUACAAUCGUGGAAUCAGAUUAGCACAGCACAUUGCCAGCACCAGUGGAUUUGAUGUCAAUGGCUGGCCCCAAUCCUUUGGGGAACCGAGUGGUGCCAAGGAGAAAAGGGAGAACUUUUUCCAAUUCCCAAUCGUGGAGCGUUACUUGAAAUCGAAAGAAGACUCCUGGAGUAUGUUGACAUUAUAUCUUAUUCGCAAGGGCCUUGCUCUCACAUUUCUUAUACUUGCCUGCAUCUACUUGGGAUAUUACAUCUCUCUGACCUUUCUCACAGAUGAAUUCAGAUGUUCAGUCAAAACGGGUAUCUUGGGGAAUGAAACAAGCAUACCAGAAUUUUUUCAAUGCAAACUCAUUUCUGUUGGAAUUUUUCAACUUCUUAGUAUUGUCAACAUUGUUGUAUAUAUCCUCCUUAUACCAGUUGCAGUGUAUGGCAUGAUUUUUCCUUUCAGAAAAAACUUCACCUUUCUAAAGGUAUAUGAACUUUUGCCACAGUUUGAAGUGAUAAACAUUACAAAAGGCUAUUGGAAUGACUUGAAUCUGUACCUUCUAUUUCUCGAAGAAAAUAUCAGUGAAAUAAAAUCACACAAGUGCCUUAAGGUGCUAGAACACAUAAAAGGUAAGGGGUCAUUAGAACCAUCCAUGAUGGAUGCAAUGAUGCCUUUAAUUGCCCUUGGACAAGUGAAGUCGGAUACAGUGGAUGGUUUGGCCAAACACAAGAAAGCUGAUCAAAAAUCUGACCCCAAUGUGGACCAGAAUGCCACACAACUGAAAGGUGGUGGAAAGAAAUUAGACCAGUGACAAUCCUCAAGACGGAAGUCUGAACUGGUACUUGGUAACUCCUCUGGGGCUCCAGCUUGGUUAACAUUGCACAAUACCUCAAGGCUUGCACCUUGGCUACUGACCACCUGCAUGCAUUGUCCAUAGAGAUUGGCAUCGGGCACACACUAGCUUCAUCACAACAUUAUGGCUCAUCUCUAACACACUUACAACAUAGCUCCCCAGUUCAGUGCUUCACUUUGAAGUGCAUCAAUAUAUUUCAUUGUAGUUAUUUUAGUCAACCUAUUCAGACAUGCCAUGGGGUACCUGGAGUAAGUGGACUUGAAUUCAGACCUUCGGACCUAGAGAUAGGCACAUACCAUUGUGCGGUAUGGUCCUUUCAUCUUUCCUCGUAAUGCUUCUGCCAAAUCACUUCGUGUCCAGGGUCAGGAAUCCAUUUUAUUUAUCGGAAUAGCAGAAAUCUUAAAUCCCUUAGAUUGCUCUCUUUCUGCUCAAUUACUUUGUGCGCACAUGAAUGCUCACAGCAUCUCUCUCUUGCCUUGCCUUUUAUCAUAGAUACAAACUUGUCACAGUUGCCAGCAGUGAUCAGUCAAGGGGAAGGACAUGUUCCUGUGUGGCACCAUGCUACACAGUGUCACACCUGCACCAUGUGUUUGUACACAGAAAACAUACUUCAUGUGCUUUAACCAAAUGGCCAUGUCUCAAAGUCUAAAGGGAACAAGUCCUCAGUCAUGUCAAAUUGGACUAUCAUCAAUCAGAGGGUCCUUCAACAAUUAGUCAACAGCAGCUUCCAAUCGCAGUCCAAGGCUUGGGUGUGGUCAGUAGGCUGCUGUGGGCAGUUAUUAUGUUUUACUACAGUCCAGUUAGUGGACCACAUUCAGUCCUGUAGGUCCAGCUGGGUAUCAGUGGUAAGUCAGUCAGGGAGCUGCACAGAGAUCAGUCAGAGAUCUGAUCACUUUUGGUGAGUUCCGUGGAUAAUUUCUCUCCAUGAAGCCAAGUGGAUUUACUCAUACUUUCUUCCCAAACCCAUCUCAAUAUCUAUGUGGCAUGGACCUAUGAUGCCCCCUCAAUGUACUCUUCCACUCACUGCAGACAGAAGUACUCAUCACUGCUGGGACAUCCAGUGUUGUAUAUGAUGUCAAGUGCUGGCAGUUAGAACUACCCUGAACAGUUCCUGCCAUUUGACUUGGACAUGCCAGAAAAAAGAAAAUUGUGCAAAACAAAAGCAGAAAUUGCUGGUGAAACUCAGCAGA
Messenger RNA from Rhincodon typus (whale shark), 5615 nucleotides. RefSeq names its product ferroxidase HEPHL1-like. The record is from RefSeq and is a predicted model, not a curated record. The transcript has 23 exons. Gene Ontology annotation, molecular function: channel activity; copper ion binding; oxidoreductase activity. Gene Ontology annotation, cellular component: plasma membrane. Gene Ontology annotation, biological process: iron ion transport; positive regulation of interleukin-1 production. The coding region runs from base 91 to 4383 and encodes 1430 amino acids. NCBI's taxonomy places the organism in Eukaryota, Metazoa, Chordata, Chondrichthyes, Orectolobiformes, Rhincodontidae.